AUGGAUCGAAGGUAUUCAAGGGUUGAGAUGGGGGCGGGCGCGUUUCAUCAUCCGCCAAGAGCGAAAUACAGCGAAGAAACGAAAAAUUUGAUCAAACUUUUAAUGGAAGAGUCUAAGGUGACUAUGAUGCAAAGGAAAUUAAUUCAGAAUGCUGUCGACAGAGGCGAAUCGUUACCCCUUUCUUUGGAAAAAUCGAAUGCGAAAGUAAACAAGCAAAAUACGGAGUACCAGGUAAUGAUGCCUACUGUUUGGAAAAAACGGAGUCAAGACGCGAUUGUUAAAAGUGGAGCGUACGAGAGGGAACAAUUUAGGAGGCUAGCUCCCUUACCAAACAAAGAGAAACAAAAACGUCAUUUGGCGUGUAUGAUGGCGUACGGAAAAGAUAUGCCGGAAACCCCACGCGAUCCGAAAGUUCUUCACAGAAUGAGACGAGAACCACGUCAACCAGACAAUGGCGAUCCAAUUGACGAGUUGGUACGAGGUAUAAAAGAAAGAAUGGAAUUUUUAAGCGAUAUGGAGUGUCUUGGAAUGGAAAAGAAGUAUCGACCGAUUAUACAUCAGGAAAUAGCACAUAAGCUACGAUUGAUCGAAUCGAUUGACAAACAAAAGUCGAAGAAUAUUCGGAAAGAGAUAAGAGAUUUUGAAAAACCAUUGCCAAAGCCACUUCCAUUAGGUGAACUGGAUGGUAAUUAA
Dufourea novaeangliae is the source of this 693-nucleotide messenger RNA. RefSeq names its product UPF0193 protein EVG1-like. Bases 1 to 693 code for a protein of 230 amino acids. The transcript has 5 exons. The record is from RefSeq and is a predicted model, not a curated record. Lineage: Eukaryota; Metazoa; Arthropoda; Insecta; Hymenoptera; Halictidae.